Messenger RNA from Lentinula edodes (shiitake mushroom), 2132 nucleotides. RefSeq lists its product as uncharacterized. NCBI's taxonomy places the organism in Eukaryota, Fungi, Basidiomycota, Agaricomycetes, Agaricales, Omphalotaceae. Bases 84 to 1994 code for a protein of 636 amino acids. The record is from RefSeq and is a predicted model, not a curated record. The transcript is spliced from 6 exons.
GGUGCAUUUCUGCCACUGCCAGUGAUGCUUUGAAAUGGUCAGCUCAAGUCCUCGUAAAUCUGACUUUGCGUAUUAUCCCUACGAUGGCGUUCUUAAAAACCUAUGCCUCAAAUAAACAGUUGCGCUCCAAGGAUCUAAGGAACGUUGUCAUGAAUGCGCUCAAGGAGGGUAAGUUUCUAGACGACAAUGGAUGUAUUUCUCCCCGGAAUAUGGGAAAGGGACAGAAUGAGAACGAGACUUUUGCAUUUCUAGGCCAAGUCGCCGAAACUAUCACUCGCGCUGCCACCCAGCACGAUGAAACCUUGAAGCCCCAGGCUGUUGCCUGCCCGUCUCCUACUGCUACAUAUCAACACCCAAAACUGGGAUACCGUUUCUUUCCUGACUGGACAGCAGUGUUCAAUGUGCUCUCUUCUAGCAUUCACGUAGAUGCAAAGCCUUCGACAGUCAGUGCAUCCAGAAAGGCACCUGUCAAAACUUUAGACAUUGCAUCAAUCGCGGAAUUCAAGCUCGAAGAUACUACCGAAAAGAUUAUUGAUAACGAAGAAAAAAUGGUUGGGGCUGCAAAGCAGUUGCUUGGGAAUGAUCCGUGCCGGGAGCGUAUUCUAGGUUUCACGAUGGAGAAAAAGCGAACCCGAUUUUGGGAUUUUUCGCGAUGUGCAAUCACAGUGUCCGAGCCUUUUGAUCUUAACGAGAAACCUGAAUUACUGGUCGACUUUCUUCUUUUUGUCAUUUUCGCAAAAAAGCAUGAAAUCGGAUUCGAUCCUACAAUGCACAACAUCUCCGUGGGCGGCGAAGAUUGCUCCUGUUAUGAAAUCGGCAACUGCUUCUUUCUCAUCGUUGGGUCGCCGCUUACCGAAGCAGCUGCAUAUCAGAUGGUCGGGCGUGCUACUCGAGUUUGGGUUGUUGUAGGACUAUUUCCCGACAGAAAUGGAGAUAUCGAAGUCGGAGGAAGGCUUCGACGAGGUGUUACCAGACGUGUCUUGAAGGAUGUUUGGUUAUAUGACAAGGCACUCUGCGAGCGAGAGAUCCAAUCAAGUAUUUUGAAAAAGCUUGAUGCCAAACAAAAAACCAAACUCGAGGAACACUUUCUCACCUUCAUCAUGGAGGAGGUAAUCAUCUUUGAAGGAGAGCCGAAGCGUACUUUCAAAAAACCCUCUCUCACCGAAGUCGAACCUAUCAUGAUGUCCCGGACACACAUGCUGCGAAAGCAUGUCCGUUCUGUAGUAAAUGAAGAGUGUGAAAAUCUUUAUCAACUCACCGAUUUCAAGAAAGCUUUAACAUGCUGGAGAGAUAUGAUCAUAUGUCUUGAUCUAUUCCGUAUCGCUGGCUUCAUUCAUCUUGAUUUGAGUGGAGGGAAUACACUGUUACUUGAAGGCAGGGGGAUAAUAUCUGAUCUGGAAUACGCCAAGAGGUACAAUGAGGUGUCGAGUCACGAUCCCAAGACGAGCACGCCUGAUUUCAUGGCUGCAGAAUACCAGGCGAACUUUUUCUUUUUCCUCCCCUCUCGAACAGACGCAACCGCAGAACUCUUUAAAUUACAGGACGAGUGGUUUGCACCCCAUUUUGUACACGAUGUGGAAUCGGUUUACUGGCAAUAUCUAUGGUUCCUCCACAACCGCAUCCCUAAGACUCCGGAGCCCUCGCAGUCAGCUUUGGAAAAAGUCAAACAACAAGCUGGACGGUAUUUUGGUCAUAGUAUCGACGGAAAUCAGGACCGCUUCGAAGUCAUCCGAAACGAAACAAGCGAUAUAAAGCUCCUAGGUGUCUUGGAAUCUGUAUAUUGCCCUCUCAUCCUACAACCCCUUGAUCUGUCGAUAACUCUGCGUGAAGAAUACCGGCGGGUUGUCAGGUCGCUUCCCAUGAAAAAGAGCGAUGAUGCCUGGCGGCUGGGGGACGUGUUCAAUGGGGAUAUUUAUGAGAAGUUCCUCGGAAAGCUCCAGGCUGUGUUGGAUGCAUACCCGGAUGGGUACAUCACUCUCGAUGCUGCCCGUUGAGCGGAAGUGGCGAUCUUCAAGCUCUGACUGCAAACCAAAGAAGUAGCACGUACCUCCAGAACUUUAAACAUCUGCUGGUGGGGCUGGAGUAGUUGGUAUCAACGAUCUUCGGCGCAUAAACAACGAGCCUAUCAGGAA